Eimeria tenella is the source of this 1236-nucleotide messenger RNA. RefSeq names its product mitochondrial carrier family protein, putative. Lineage: Eukaryota; Apicomplexa; Conoidasida; Eucoccidiorida; Eimeriidae. The record is from RefSeq and is a predicted model, not a curated record. Bases 1 to 1236 code for a protein of 411 amino acids. The transcript has a single exon. Gene Ontology annotation, biological process: mitochondrial transmembrane transport.
AUGGACAUCCAGCAGGUGUGCCUCAGCAGCGCCGUCAGCGGCUCUCUCGUCGCUUUACUUUGCACGCCUUUCGAUGUUGUGAAGAACUACUGGCAGUACACGUCCGUGGCUUCUGCUGCUGCUGCUGCUGCUCCCGCUGCUGCUGCUGCUCCUGCUCCCGCUGCUGCUGCUGCUCCUGCUGCCGCCGCGUGGCGGUUCAACGCAGCAGCAGCGGCCGCGGCGCCCUGGCGGGAGCUGGCGAGCAGCAGCAGCAGCGGGGCCCCCAGCAGCAGCAGCAGCAGCAGCAGCAGGGGGGGCAGGAGCAGCAGCGUGAAGGUGGCGCUGAGCCUGUACCGCGCGAAGGGGCCCCUGGUGUUCUGGAGAGGAGUGGGCCCCGCCAUUUGUGUUUUAGUUCCUUCAAAUAUAAUUUUCUUUUCUCUUUAUGAAAGAAGAGACCCCGAGGGUUCUGCUGCUGCUGCUGGCGUUGCUGCUCGCACUGCAGCAGUGGUGUGCACGGCGCCCGUGGAGCUGGUGCGCACGCAGCUGCAGGCCCGCUGCUGCGCCCCCGCCCCCUGCAGCAGCAGCAGCAGCAGCAGCAGCAGGGGGCCCCGCAGCGCGGCGCUCGCGCUGCUGCAGCAAACCCUCAAGGCCGAGGGCCUCGGGGGCCUCUUCAAAGGAGUCCUCCCCACAGUAAUUCGAGACGCUCCUUUCUCUGCUUUCUACUGGCCCCUCACUGCUGCCACUUCCGAGGCCCUCACGCGCCUCUUCAGCAGCAGCAGCAGCAGCAGCAGCAGCAGCAGCAGCGCUGCGCAGGAGUUCAGGGACAGGGCCCUCAUUCCCUUCCUCUCGGGGGCCUCUUCAGCAGCAGUUGCUUGUGUCCUCACCCACCCCUUUGAUGUCCUCAAGACCCGCAUCCAGUCUGCGCAAAUGGGGCCCCCGGGGGCCCCCCCGGGGGCCCCCCCGGGGGGCCCCCGGGGGGCCUCCAUCGGGGGAGCCCCGCCCCGGGGGGGCCCCCAGGCCCCGGGGGGGGCCCCCAAGGGGGGCCCCCAGCCGGGGGGGCCCCUCGGGGGCCCCCAGGGCCUGUGGUGGGGCCUGCGAGCAGCAGCAGCAGAAGUCUACAGGGCCCAGGGAGUGCGGGGCUUCAGUGUGGGGCUGCUGCCGCGGCUGCUGAAGAUUGUACCCUCUUGUGCUGUGCUGCUGGCCACUUACGAGGCCACGAAGGCGCUGUGGGGGUCUUCGCUGCUGGACCAGACCUGA